Molecule: messenger RNA, 1852 nt
Organism: Pimephales promelas (fathead minnow)
Lineage: Eukaryota; Metazoa; Chordata; Actinopteri; Cypriniformes; Leuciscidae
Gene: gal3st1a
Product: galactose-3-O-sulfotransferase 1a
Biological process (GO): myelination; galactosylceramide biosynthetic process
Cellular component (GO): membrane
Molecular function (GO): galactosylceramide sulfotransferase activity
Source: RefSeq, a predicted model, not a curated record
UAUUUUCUCUCUUUCUCUCCCUCACUUCUUCUUCCACUGUUCUCUGCUGUACCUUCAUUCACAUUUGCAAACACACACACACACACACAGAGUGACAAGUGGAGGUCCCCAGACGCUGGUCUUGCGUCACAGGAGCAUAGCCGAGCCUCUUUUGUGUUCAGUUUAGCCAGCUCAGCUGUACACUGUGCAGACAGAGAAGGAGAGGAGAGGCGGGGGCUUCAAAAUCACCAGGUGUGUGUGUGUGUGUGUAUGUGUGUGUGUGUGUGUGUUCUGCAGGGUGAAUGAUCGCCUGGAUAUUUCACAUACGAUCUCCUAACCUUGGAUUGCACGUCUGGACAGUUAACUGAGAAGGAAUCAAUGGUUUUUCCAGUCUUGACCCUUCAUCUUUCUUCACAAAAUCGAUUCAGAGUCAUUGCCUUUUUCUGCCAAUCAAGCUGUGACAGGGAUAUCUACAUGAUUUGGGUUUUCUUCCAGAGUCCAACCAGGCAGCUAUGAUGGUUGGAAAGCCGGUGAGGCAGUGGAGGUCCAUCUGUAAGGGACUGGUCCUGGGUGUGCUUCUGACCACCUGCAUGAUUCUUUUGUACUGCCUGUCCACCCCAGAGGUCCAAUUUGGCAUGCAAGAGGUCCCAGUGCCUUACUCAUGUGCUCAUCGCCCUUCUGCCGCCCACUCCUCAACAAUCUCAAACGACUCCCAUCAUGCCUCUGGACAGAGAAUCUGCACUCCAAAAGUGGACCUCAUGUUCAUGAAAACCCACAAAACAGCUAGUAGCACUUUUCUCAACAUCCUCUUUCGCUUCGGCGAAAAACACCACCUCAAAUUUGCCUUCCCCAACAGCCGCAAUGACUUCUUUUACCCCUCCCCUUUCCAUCACUCACAAGUGAAGGACUACAGGCCUGGAAUGUGUUUUAACAUCAUCUGUAAUCACAUGCGUUUCAAUGCAGCCGAGGUGGCCAAAGUGCUUCCAGCCGACACCUCGUACAUCACAAUCCUCCGGGACCCGGCAGAUCUCGCCGAGUCCUCGUUCCACUAUUUCAGACGCAUUGUACCUCUCACGUGGAAGCUGUCUGGGGACGAUAAACUGAGAGAAUUCCUGACAGAUCCAACGCUCUACUAUGACCCAGAAGGAUUCAGUUCUUUUUAUCUCAAAAACUUGCUUUUCUUUGACUUCGGCCAGGAUAAUAACUUGCAUCCAGAUGACCCAAAGGUGGAUGAGGCCAUUCGGGCAAUCGCCAAGCGCUUCCAAUUGGUAAUGCUUGUUGAGUAUUUUGAAGAGUCGCUUAUCCUGCUCAAGGAUAGCCUCUGCUGGGACAUGGAGGACUUGCUUUUCUUCAAACUCAAUGCCCGGAAAGAUUCAACCAUUUCGAGACUGACUCCAGAGCUCAGGGCCAAGGCGCUGGAGUGGAACGCCAUCGAUUGGAAGCUUUACCAGUAUUUCAACGCCACCUUCUGGCGUAAAGUGGACGCUUACGGCCGCGAGCGCAUGGCGAGAGAUGUCGCAGAGCUGCAGCGCAGAAAUGCAGAAAUGGCUUCCAUUUGCAUCGAAGGAGGCCAUGCCGUUGAUGCGGGAAGCAUCGUGGAGACUUCCAUGCAGCCGUGGCAACCCAUCGGUGAGAAGUCGAUUAUGGGAUACAAUCUGAAAAAGAAUGUCGACAAAGCACACGGAAAGCUCUGCAGGAAGAUGCUCACACCAGAGCUGCAGUAUCUCACCGAAAUGGGCGUCAACCUGUGGAUAACUAGGCUGUGGGGUCACAUAAGAGAGAUCCUUCACUGGUAGCACAGAGGAGAUGUUUGCUGAGGUGCAAACACAGAACGUUCCCGAAUGGUCCCAUGAGGUUAUUUUUUGGGAACCAA